This is a messenger RNA of Paramormyrops kingsleyae, 2538 nucleotides long. RefSeq names its product Usher syndrome 1C (gene ush1c). Gene Ontology annotation, cellular component: plasma membrane; stereocilia ankle link complex; stereocilium tip. The record is from RefSeq and is a predicted model, not a curated record. Lineage: Eukaryota; Metazoa; Chordata; Actinopteri; Osteoglossiformes; Mormyridae. Gene Ontology annotation, biological process: auditory receptor cell morphogenesis; sensory perception of sound; retinal cone cell development. Gene Ontology annotation, molecular function: protein binding.
UCCAGAACACACUAACAGUGCUAACUCACGUUGCAAUACGGGCUAAAGACAUGCGCUCCUGAGUCUGCGUGGAGUUUAUGAAUCGCCCUGCCGGGCAUCACGCCGACACAAAGGCGACACUUUGAGCUACACUCCACCCAGCGUCCGAGUAGCGCAUUUACACGGUGACCGAGUGACGAUCGCCCUUCCUGCUACGCCUAGAAAGGACUCGCGCUAUCUGCUCAGCCAUGGAAAGAAAGGUUGCCCGGGAGUUUAGGCACAAGGUGGAGCUGCUGAUAGACAAUGAGGCAGAAAAGGACUACCUGUACGACGUGCUCCGAAUGUACCACGAAUCCAUGGACCUCCCAGUGCUGGUGGGUGAUCUGAAGCUGGUGAUCAAUGAGCCUAGCCGGCUGCCCCUCUUCGACGCCAUUCGGCCCCUGAUCCCUCUGAAGCACCAGGUGGAGUAUGACCGGUUGACUCCUAAGAGGUCACGGAAACUGAAGGAGGUGCGGUUGGACCGCACUCACCCCGAGGGGCUGGGCCUGAGUGUGCGGGGUGGUCUGGAGUUUGGCUGCGGCCUCUUCAUCUCGCAGAUCGUGAAGGAUGGACAGGCGGACAGCGUGGGGCUGCAGAUUGGUGAUGAGAUUGUUCGCAUCAACGGGUACUCCAUCGCCUCCUGCAUCCAUGAAGAGGUGAUCAGUCUCAUUCGGACCAAGAAGACGGUGUCCCUGAAAGUGAGGCAUGUCGGGAUGAUACCUGUCAAAAGCUCCACAGAUGAGCCCCUCCGGUGGCAGUUUGCAGACCAGUUUGUUUCCGAAUCCGGGGACAAGAAGAGCAGCGUUGCCGGACUGGCGUCAGUCGGAGGAAAGGAGAUCAAAGAGAAGAAGGUCUUCCUCAGUCUGGUGGGCACCAAAGGCAUGGGGAUCAGCAUCUCCAGCGGUCCAAUGCAGAAGCCUGGGAUAUAUGUGAGCAACGUAAAACCAGGGUCUCUUUCAGCCGAGGUGGGGCUGGAGGUUGGUGACCGGAUUGUGGAGGUCAACGGAGUAGAUUUCACCAACGUGGAUCACAAGGAGGCUGUCAGGGUGCUGAAGAGUAGCAGAAGCUUAACUAUUACUGUUCUAACUGGAGCGGGUAAGGAGCUGUUCAUGACGGACGAGGAGCGGCUGGCCGUGGAGGCGCGCAGGGAGCUGGAGCGCCAGGAGCUCAUGCAACAGAAGCGGAUGGCUCUGGAGGCCAAUAAGAUCCUCAAGGAACAGCAGGAGAAAGAGAGACUGAGGAAAAUGGAGAUGUCUCAGAAGACAGCUGAGGAGGAGGAGCGCUAUCGGAAGGAGAUGCAGAGGAUUGAAGAGGAGGAGCAGAAACACAACAGGGAGUGGGAGGAGGACUGGGGGCCCAGGGAGCAGCCCAGGAGCCCUUCCCCUGCUCCUGCAGAGAUCAGCACCCCCCCUGCCCCCAAACCCAAGCGCUCUGACAAUGAAACGCCUGCCUGGACAAUUGAGGAGGAGGAGGAGGAUUGUGAAGAGGAGCAGGCUGGUGGGGCGGAAGGUUUCCAAAAGUAUGUGGAGGACUUCGACCCCUAUUCCAUGUUCACCCCAGAGCAGAUAUCAGGUCGGGAUGUGCGGCUGCUCAGAAUUAAGAAGGAUGGUCCACUUGAUCUUGCUGUGGAGGGGGGGAUAGAUUCACCCCUGGGAAAGCUAGUGGUAUCUACCAUUUAUGAGGGCGGCUCUGCAGACAAACAUGGUGGAAUAGUGAAGGGGGACGAAAUCUUGGCUGUGAAUGGAAAGAUCCUGACGGAUGCUGCCCUGAGUGAAGGCCAGAACGCUUUAGCCAGAGCAUGGAACAGCGGUGGGGACUGGAUCGACCUAGUGAUUGCAGUGUCACCUCCGAAGGAGUACGAGGAUGAAGUGACAUUUUUUUAAGACACCUUCUGCAGCUGCCAACCACUUGCCCAAACUCAGACAAGCUCCCUGCGGACUUUUUAAUUUCCUUAACCGUAAGAUAUCUAGUUAGACUUACUAAGCUGAAUGCAGGGAAAGCUUGUUAAUAAAGCUUAAAUGCUGUUGUGCUGAUUAAUUUACUGUGUGAAUUGUUUGUUGCAAUGAGUUGCGAGUCUGAUGCACCAUCAAAGCAGUGUUCUUCAACUUGUUUGCAUGUGGUGCGUCUGUGAAAGGUAUCAGACAUGUGACAUCCAGAGCAGAUAGACCUACUGACUGCUGGACUGUGCUGCCUUGACUGAAACACACAGACUUGGAUAAUUUUUCUCUCCUGCCAAAAUGAACAAGUGAGAGUCAUCUGCAGUAUCUACUAGUAGGGAGUACAAUAGAUCAUUUAUUGUAUGUCAACGUGGCCACAUUUCAUUGUUUUCAGAAGAAUCCUUUUAUAGGUUUAUAGAUUUCACAUCUAAUGUAUCCUUUUGGCUUUUGUGUUCUGCAGAAAUUUUGUCUGAAACUCUUCAGAUUGAUCACCAUUCUCAUCCUUUCUGUUGACGGUGGAUCUCGAUGUACCUUAAUGUCUUUCGAUCUGUACUUUUAAUAAAUGACAAUGAUUUAUUGUGGC